GGCCACCGUGUCCCCUUCAGCGUCAGGUAACCGCUGAUCCUGGAACCUCGACGACCGUCCGUUGGCAUUUAGUUCCGCGCCGACUCUCGAGCCAACGUUGUCCUCGAUUUUUUUUUUUUUUCCUCUCCGCCACUUCAGCGAGCAUCUGGACAGUAGGGAAGAGAGCACUUGCCUUCUCUUCCCUCCUCUACCGUCCUCCUUCGUCGUCGUUCUCGAUCGGAGUCAUGUGUGAGAUAUAAACAGAUCGCGUCGUGAUCUCGAUACCGGAUACGGAAGAUCCAGUGUGAUUGACGUUCGUUCGAGAAACGAAAUAUCGUUGUUUUCUGUGCGUCCGAGAGACCAUGGAGACAAAGAUGGAGCCGCUGACACCGCCGCACACACCGCCAACGUUGGACAGAUCGAUGCACCCGCAGCAGCAGCUGCAGAUCACGUCGCCCAGGUGGAUCAGGUCGCAGCAAUUGAACACGAGAUUCCAACAAGCGACCGGACAGAGUUAUCAGGCUGCGUUCCUCGACAAUUGGCUGAGAGGUGCCGCGCUGUUGGCCGUCAGGGGCUGUUGUCCUCAAACAGUGUCCCAUCCUUAUCACCACCAAGGCCAUCAAGGCGUGCAUCACGCGUUCCCGCAGGUCGCGCCGCCCGCCUCGUUUCUCACGAGGAGGCUGCCCGGCCAGAGGCCGAAGAAACAGUUCAUCUGCAAGUUCUGCAACAGACAGUUCACCAAAAGCUACAACCUGCUGAUACACGAGAGAACGCACACCGACGAGAGGCCGUACUCCUGCGACAUCUGCGGGAAAGCGUUUCGCAGGCAGGAUCAUCUGAGGGAUCAUCGCUACAUCCACAGCAAGGAGAAGCCAUUCAAGUGCAGCGAGUGCGGGAAAGGAUUCUGCCAGAGCAGGACCCUGGCGGUUCACAAGAUCCUCCACAUGGAGGAGUCGCCGCACAAGUGUCCCGUUUGCUCGAGAAGCUUUAACCAAAGAAGCAACCUGAAAACGCACCUUCUCACGCACACGGACGUGCCGCAGGAUUUGAGGAUCGAGCCGCAAGACGCGUCGAUGACCGAGUCGAAGAUGACAGCUUCAGCAACCGUCAGGCAGAUGGCAGAGAGGGUGAGUGGUCUGAUGCCAAUCCAGAGGACCAACACCACUGCCCCUAAACUAGGAUUCAGUAUAGAAGAUAUUAUGAGACGUUAAACUGUACUUGCUCUUUAUGUUUAUAUCUUACUCUCUUGAGUCUUUGAUCUCUUCUUAAUGUUCGUUUCACGUGCUUCGUUCGGAUCUUGGGAUCCAGAGUAUCAAAUUUCUAACUGCAAUUUCUAAUUGCAAUUU
Frieseomelitta varia is the source of this 1325-nucleotide messenger RNA. RefSeq names its product protein odd-skipped (gene odd). The transcript is spliced from 2 exons. Gene Ontology annotation, biological process: embryonic pattern specification; embryo development; embryonic hindgut morphogenesis. Lineage: Eukaryota; Metazoa; Arthropoda; Insecta; Hymenoptera; Apidae. Gene Ontology annotation, molecular function: DNA-binding transcription factor activity, RNA polymerase II-specific; RNA polymerase II transcription regulatory region sequence-specific DNA binding. Gene Ontology annotation, cellular component: nucleus. The record is from RefSeq and is a predicted model, not a curated record. Bases 342 to 1190 code for a protein of 282 amino acids.